This is a messenger RNA of Sphaeramia orbicularis (orbiculate cardinalfish), 8864 nucleotides long. RefSeq names its product RNA binding motif protein 33a (gene rbm33a). Gene Ontology annotation, molecular function: RNA binding. The coding region runs from base 180 to 3914 and encodes 1244 amino acids. The transcript has 19 exons. The record is from RefSeq and is a predicted model, not a curated record. NCBI's taxonomy places the organism in Eukaryota, Metazoa, Chordata, Actinopteri, Kurtiformes, Apogonidae.
UGCAUACACACAUCUGCCAUGUUUGGACUCUGGUCGUAGGUAGAUGUCGUUGCCGCAUAGGAGCUGUUACUUAGCUAGUCGCACGUUUUGUCUAGUCAUGACGGAGAUAUACUAAAGAUUAAAUGCCGUUUCCAGAUUUGUAGUCAAACUCCAGCGUUAAGUGGGAGGCGUUUUGCAUCAUGACAGCCAAAGCUCAGGAUUUCGACUUUGAUGAAUAUGAUAAACCCGGUGCCGAGCGCUCACGCAGGAGAAGGGGUGAAAAUGAUGAUAUUGAUAGUGAUUUGGAAGAGGACUUGCUGGAGGAGGACUGGCUGUCAUGUAAAAAGAAUCCUUCAGAAAUAUCAGAUGAAGAGCUAAAUGAUGACCUUCUCCAAAGUGAUGAUGAAGAUCAUAAUAUAAGUGGCCAGGAUUUGAGCUUAAAUGCCACAUACACCUUGGGCACAUCCUAUGACCAGCAGGACAACUUGCGGGAAGCGGACUACCCAGAUGAAGUGGUGAACCUGGGUGCAGAGGGCUGCGAGGAAGGGGAUGUAGAGGCGGAGUAUGAGCAGGAGGGGGGAGAGUACACAGGGGAAUACAGCCAGGACGAUAACACCGAGAUGCCUGAAGACCAAAUGGAUUACGCUGAAGAGCCAGCUGAGGGUGAUGAUGGCUACCAGGAUGAAGUGCUAGACAUCCAAAUCAAUGAACCCAUAGAUAGCGAAUUUCAAGAUGAUGAAUACUCGACCACCUAUAAUGAUGAACCCCUUGAUGAAGAUGGAGUCCAACACGAGGAGGCCCCUGAGGAGGUGGAGUUGUUGGGGGUAGAGCAGCAGGAAGAUGAGGAGGAAGACACCGCUGAGGGCACUCAGGUAUGCCACACGGAGGAGGUUGAAAAUGAAGCUGUGCCUGAAGAAGAAACAAAGGAAGAAUCAGAUGAGGAGGAUGAGGAAGAUGAAGAGUCUGGUCGCAUGAGGUUCAAAUCUGAAAGAAAGGAUGGGGUUGUUGUUCGUUUGGCCGAUGCGGCUGGUAAAAGGAGGAACAUUCCUGAAACACUCGAACUGUCAGAAAAGGCCAAAGCAGAUCUCAGGGAGUAUGAGGAACAAGAACGUCAGAAGAGACAAAGCCGCUACGGAGGCCGAGGAAGAGGAGGAGGAGGAGGAGGAGGACGAGGAGGCAGAGGAAGAGGUGGCUUUCCAAGUUUCGGAUUCCCAGAAUUCAGAGGAAACAGAGGAAGAAUGAACGACCAUAGGCCUCCUUUGAUGGGAAACAUGGGCAUGCACCAGUCUUCCCGAAUGCCGCCUCCUCAUCAGCAGCAACUGCAGUCCCAGCAGCACCACCCCUCUCGUCCAAGAGGGCCUCCUCCCUUCCAAGACCAUGGGCGCCCGCUGGCCCAGCAGCCCCUUCAGCCCCUCAUCCCUCCACACAUGGCUCACCGCUCUCCACCAUUGCGGCCCCAGAUGGAGCCACCGCCACGAAUGAUGAGCUCCCCACCACCCAACUUCCCCCCGCAUCACCAGCAGCAGCAGCAGCCUCCGCAGCAGCAGCCUCCACAACCCAAAAACAUCCACAUUAACCCACAUUUCAGAGGUCCAGUGUCAUCAUCUGUACAAGUGCCCUUGAUGCCUCCUGCUCAGAGCCAGCCCAGACCUGCUGUGGGUCCUCCGAGGUUCCCUGGACCGGGAGAUUUUCAGCAGCACAUGUCUGGUAAUUUUGGUCAACCCCAGCGGCCCCCUCAUCACAUGGAGCCCUUUAGGAACCAGCCACCUCAAGGCCCUCAGGACAGAGAACCUCUCUUUAUGGGAGAACGUUCAGAGUCAACACGGUUUCCCGGGCAGCACAUGUUUGAUCAUCAGAGCCCUAGUCCUCUGAUGAACAACAACAACCUCCACCAGCAGCUGCCCAGCCAGGGGCACAUGGGCUUUGGCCCACCAGGACCCGCUUUCAACCAGCAGGGCCAGGAUCCGCUAGGAUUGUUUCAGAGAGAACCCCCUAGACCCCACCUCCCUCCACACCAAGGUCACCAGGGUAUAGUCGGCUUGAAUCAACAAGGAGGCCCUCCCAACCAGCCCAGGCACUUUAUGGGCCCUCGCCAACCGUUUGGCCAACCGCGGAACCUGUUCCCUCCUCCACAGGUUCAGUUCGGGAUGCAGGUACGACUAAGACUUCCCCAUCAUGACCCACUGCCACCCCAUCAGCCCAUGCACCAACAGCAUCAGCAGCAACAGCAGCACCAUCAUCAGCAACCAGUAAAUCUCAAUGAACCUCGUCCUAUGAUGCACCACGACCAGAUUCCCUUCCAUUCACAGCAGGCACAUGGUAGCCCUAGGCAGAUGACUCCCCGCCCCCAGAACCCCCAGCUGCGCAACAUGGCAAACAGGCAACGAAUGAACACACCACUGUCCAAGCAAAUGCAAAAUCCACCCCAGCGCAACAGCAACCUACGGGAGGUCCCUGUCGCACCUGGCAACACAAACAUGAACAGUGCCCGCCCCGCCACCUCUGCCGGCAACGUCAGGCCUGUUGCCAGGGCAACACAGGGGGUGCGUCCCGGGCAGAACACUCAGCCGAUGCCUGACGGUGGCAGAGGACGAGGCCAAGUUGCUGCCAAGACAGCAUCACAGCCUGGGGGAGCGGGCAGGACAGUGGUUCGCAAGGAACUCUCAAGCACACCAACGGGCACAGCACCACAGAUUCCUGAUGAAGAUGAGGAGACACGUCAGUAUCGUAUGAAGAUUGAGGAGCAAAAGCGUCUGAGAGAGGAGAUACUGAAGAGAAAGGAGAUGAGACGACAGAUGCAGGCUGGGGUCAGAAAGAAGGAGCUACUGGAAAGGCUUAGUGCAUCAAACACUCCAAACCAAGGCCCAGUUCCUCCCCAGAUUCAGCCCUCACAAACAAAUCAGCCAACGCCACACCCUGUGCAACAGCAACCGCAAGUACAGCAGCAGCCGGAGCAACAGCCGCAGCUACAACAGCAAAGACAGAUUCCACAGAGAACACCUCAGUCCUUAAAUCAGCCACUCAAGAGUCCUAAUCAAGGCACGUUUAUUUCUCCCAGUGGUGCCACUCAGACCCCCACACCACGUCCUAAUGUCAAGACACGGCUGCAGAUGGUAAAGGGUAGCGGUCAGCAGCAGCAGCAUCCUGCCAUUGGCCCAGACCAGUGGAAGCAGCCCCAACAAAACCAGCAGCAGCAGCUGCAGCAGCGAAGGAACAGUGCUCUCCAGAACACAAACAGACCAAUUACUCAAAUCCAGUCCACUCAAGUCCCCCAAAAGAACAUACCCGUAACUCCCUCAACAGGGCCUGGCCUUGCUCAGCCUCAAGGACCUAAACCUGGAGCAAAAAGAACUGUGAUGCAGCGGGCCAAAAACCCAGGCGCCGAUGGACUGCAGGUGCCACAAAAAGUCAGAGUCGUCAAACUUUCUGGAGCUGGUGGAAAGGGGCCUGAGGCCACAGGUGUCCCUGUGCAGCAACAAGGCACCUGGUCGGCAACACCACUCAACCAAGGCGUGCAAAGGAAGGUUACCAUGACAGGACAGCAGCCACAGGGACCAAGUGCAACACCGCAGGCUAGCCGAGGGGGCAUGGGCAACCCUCAGCAAAACAGGGUGGUGGUCUCGGGCCGGGGCCGAGGUAGAGGGGGUGGGCAGAUGGGCCGAGGCCGUCCAGUGUCCACCAGGCAGAACCAAAGAGGAGCGGAGGGCGAACCGUGUACCGUGUCCAUAGAGGGCCUCUCAAGCUCUACAACUGAUGUUCAACUGAAGAACCUCCUCAGGUCCAUCGGGCCCAUAGAGACAUUCAAAAUGAUGCCUCAGCAGAGGAAAGCGAUUGCCACAUUUUCCUCUCCUCAGCAUGCAGCAAGUUUCCAGAUGAGCUUCCACAGGCACAUGAUUGAUUUAUCCCACAUUGACGUGUCGCUGAUUGAUGGAUGAGGAGCACACUAGAAGCAGAGAGGGUCCUGUUGACGACAAGUCACUCCCGUCUGACGUUUUGACUUCGCGUGCACAGCUCCAGCGCCACAUAGGAAUAUUUCUUCAGCCUUAACGUGGCCACUUAACCGUCGAUGUCUCCGUACAGAAGCAGCGCUCAUCACCGAUCACCCUGGGACACAGAACACAAAGACAUUAGCUGCAAGCAUGACUGUGUUACACUGUGUCUGCCAUUGUCCGCUGUUGUAAAAGGCACUGGAGAGACACUGGACGAUUAAUCUUAGAUGUAGUAGUUUGUGAGGAAUAUUUGUGCAUCUUUCACGGACACUAAGUAAACCUUAAGGGAUAAUGGUUGCUCCCCUCCUCGGUAAUAUUCAUUGCAACAAAUUAAAUAGACACAGAUUAGUUCUUUUUUUAAUUGAAGGCUUACUGUUGGCUUCAGAUGCAGGAAAUGGACGUGUCAGACUGUGACUAGCGCCUCCCCCUCUGUAGAUGGCAGUAUUUCAUCAGUUUUGGCGACUCAUUAGUUUCAAGCCAAGGCAACGCUUAGGUAUGGAUCAGUGGCUUUUGGGUGAAUGGCGCCGCCUAGUGGAGAACUCGCAUACAGGCAUGAAGAUGUCCUGGGGUUUUGAAUGUCAACACAUUGACCACUUGUUUUUGGAAUAGCGGAUGUUGCGACUGUGUUUGUCCACUUCAUGGUGCUUUUCAGUGUCGGAUAAUCUCUGGACUUUAGGUCAGUUAUUCCGGUCAGUUAACAUUGCUCUCUAUUAUAAAUGUUAUAUUUUAAGUGUUACAUUAGCUGUUUCUGGGAAAAUCCCCACCCCUUCUUGAAAAGACGUUUUAGGUGCAUGUCUGAUCCUGGGCUUUGGGCAGAUAUUGGAUGUCUGAUCUGAUAGGUGGACUUUGAAGAAGUGUGUUUGUAUUGGUUUUGAGACUUUUAAUAAUUGAACAUAAAUAUUAAUUAUGGUAAUUUAAUAUUGGUUUUGUUUGGUUAAUUCGCAUCAGUGUCUGUAAAGUUUGGAUCCAGGAUGUACAUGAUUACUCCAUUGUGGUGUAAUUGAUCCGGAUCUGUGUGACAGUUGAUAAUUGGGUGCUUCAUCACCGAGUUUCGUGGCGUACCUUUGACACUGCACUGGUACCUCGGAUGUGGUUAUCCUGGUUCCGUAGAUAAACAUAAACAUAUUCCCCUGGUUUAAUGAAUGUCACUUGUUUUAAUAAGAUCACCGCUGUGAAUUCUGAGCUGCUGAGUGUACAUAGUGUCACAUUUCUUAAUGUGUGAGGAAUUUUACUUGGCACUUGUUUGAACUUAAAUAUGUAAAUUUGUUUUGUUAUCCUUUGAGCAUAUGCGCAGAUUUGGUUCUUUAAGUGUUACCGCGUGAGUACAUAACUGGAAUUCUUGGAAAGGUUCAUUAUUACUCAUCAAACUAAACACUACAGGGUAAGCUUACUUAUGUUUUCCUCAUGAUUUUCCUCAUCACAUUACAUUUUAUCUACCCCAGGUAUAAAUUUGUGAAAAAAACCAAACAUAUUUCUUUCAUUUUCAGUCACAUUCAUGCAUAUUUAUCCAUAACGGAAGUGCAGAAGGGAAUCUCAUGUGAAUUAUUCAUAAGAAUAUGACAAUAGAAAGUGAGGGGGCAACCAUUAUCUGUUUAGUGAUUAUGUACAUAAGUAGAUGAUAACCUCAAUAUUUCGAUAUUUAUCCUGUCCAAACAGUUUUUCGGGUUAUUCUUUACUCAUGUUGUAUCAAGUUAGCAUUUUUAUAUGUAAAGAUAUGCCGAUGUGUCCAGACAUUAAUCAUUUUAUAAGUGUUUUGUUUUGAGUUUAGAGCCAAAAUGACUGGACCGCAUUUCUGUUUAUAAGACAUUUGAGAAGAGGUUGAAGGGGGGACAAAAGAAAAUAAAAAAAUGGCCAAUAUACCGUCAACAUGCAGGUAUGUGGAGCCGGUUCAACUUUAGCCCAAAGAUGUGUGGUUGUGUGUCCAUGUGUCCAGUACUUUUACAAUCAGGUAUUUUUAUUAUUUGUACCAGGGUUAUUAAUAUUAGUAGUACUUUUACACUUUGUAAAAUCUUGGAUAUUCACUUUGCUACAUACCUCAUCAUUUUUACAACUGUUACACAGUUAAAUAAUGCACAGAUUGAUCCUCUGUUAUUUUAAAUAUUAACUGUAGUCUAUAAAUAAUGAGUCUCACAGAUUAAGGGGAAUGCUGCUAAAUUUGGCAUCAAAAUGAUUUGCUUUAAUGACAGAAGUGAGCGUUUUUUUUUUCCUGCUCAUUUAACCUUGAUGUCGUACUAAUGCACUGCUCCAUUUCAGUACACAACAUGCCUUAAAUGAAUAUAAGAACACCUGAAGUGGCUUUACUUGAAUGUGGGUUAGAGCUCAUUUUAAAACAGGUCAUUUGGAUGGUUAAUGUCAUUCAAUGAAUUGACUCCUGGCUGUGCAUCUGGGUGACAUCACAGAUUAAAAGGUCUCUGGUUUUGAGACAUGCAUGUGACAAUUUUAUUUGGAAAUUUAGUGGUAUUUCCCUUAAAUUAGUUGUUUUUCUUAACCAGAUACAUACAGUUAGAAAUAACUAGACUACAUCCUAGAUUGUCCACAUGCUUGAAGCACCGAUGGUUAUUAAUUUGGACAAAUGAGAUGUGAGACAAUGUCCGAAAACUCCUUAAGUCCUUGUGAAACUUGGUUGUGUGGUUCAAAGUCUUUUGUAUGUUGUACAGUUGUUCUAAAAUCACUUAAUUUGUGUUUUAUUCCUUUUGUUUGAGUUGCACUGAUGUGAAGGUUUUUGUGCCCUGAGAAUGUGAACUCACUGUUUAUAAAUGUUAUGCAUUUUUACACUUAAGUCACAGUUAUGUGGUAAAUCCUGUGGAUUUGACAAACGUAUCAGCAAUGCCAGUGUUAAACAUGUUAUAAGACAAGUAGUCUUGUAAUCCAAAACAGAUUCAUAUUGAAUCUAUUUGUAUCUUAAGUUUAGAAACUGUAUGAUUUGAUGUUCUAUUUUCUAUCCAGUGAUGUUGCUUUGCUAGUUUACAAUAGAACGAAAUGACCUAAAUGUUUUCUGAGCCGGUAGAGGUCACUGACAUAUUUGAUUCAACUCAGGUUUCUCUCAAUGGGAUUCAUUUAGUGAUUGCAUAAGAAAUCAUCAUGGCUGAAAAUGAUUAUUUUCACACUGGUUCUACUACAUCUGCUAUUACCCCACACUAACGCUCUAGUUUUUAUUUUUCAGCAGGUCCGUUUGGUGAAAGAGGAGCGCUGAAAUAACCUUCUCAUUCUUUUAUGUUUCUUAGGUCAUGUCCUGUGCAGCAGAACAGACAGUGCUGAAUGUUGUUGCUUCAAAAGGCUUUAAAAGCAAAGACCAUACCAGGGGUUUAGUUUAGUUUAGUUUAGUUUAGUUUAGUUUAGUGAUCAGAUUUGGGGAAGACAUGCGAUGGGAUUUAGCAGUGAUUAGAUAAUGAUAUGAUUUUAGCUCCAGUCUGGGGUUCAUAGCAGUAGUUCGCUCAGUUUAGUUUCAGCUGGCUGAUGCUUUUAUAGUUGACUGAUGAUGCUGUUAGCUGCUUGUUGGGUGUUUCAUAGUGUAUGAGCUGGAAUUGCCCACAGUUUGUGCCUUUUUAAUAAAAUCCUUAUCUGACAGUAAUUUUAAUGUAUUCUUAAACUCCUGAAAACUUUGUAUCUGCUGUUUUUCUCCACUUAAUUGAUUUUAAUUUGGUAUUUAACAAACUUCUUUACUUGGAAUAGCUUUUGCCUUUUGAAAAUCAUUGAAAUUGGCGGCACUAAAUGAGAAUUUUUGUAACGGCAAAAAGCAGUGCAGAGUUUUCUCCGGUGAUGAAAGUUUGGUAGAUAUGGAUUUGGGUUUGGCUAUGACAUAGUGAUCAGAGCAAAAGUGUUCAAAGAAAGAGUUUAUUUGAUUGCACGAAAGGUACAAACUGUGGCUUUGAGUCAGAUGAAAUCUUCCAAAACCACUGGUAUGGUCUGGUAUGGGUGUUUGUUUUUGGUAAAAAUUUUUAUUUAUUUAUUUAUUUAUUGCACUAGCCAUUUCCAUUAUCAUCCUAUUGUGUGAUAAGAGUGCAGUGACAGUGUGAUUAUUUAUAUAAAGAUUUGAUCAGAAGUACGUUCGACUAUGACCAAACACCUGAUGUGACCACUGUUGCCACGGUUACCACACCUGACUUACUCCACCUUUUAACACAUUGCUUUUAACUCAACCUUUCCUUAGUGUGAGGAGCCCCGGUGCCGACCCGUCUCUGUUGUUCUUUCUUAACUCUAAUACUUUUAAGUACUUUCACAGCAACGCAGCCUCGGAGCUCAGACGGAAGAUCGCACCCUGACUAAAUAAAUGCACUCAGUUUUCCGAUUUCCCCCACAUUUCCUUCCAUCGCUGCUUUUUCUACCACUGCUGCCGUUGCAUAACUUGAUGUUGACUUGAUGCUGCACUUUUAAGACUUUUGUAUCGAGCAGGGUGGCCCACCUGGAUUACCAUUGUUUGUUAACCCAGUGGAUGGAGGUUUCCAUCUCUGUGACGACCGUCGGGUUCACAGAGCAGACGUAAACUCUAAAAGCGCUUUAUGGCUUUCACUGCACCAAAGGGUCAUCCCGGCUUCUGACAGUUAUUGUUUGGUUGGAUUUAGAGAAAAAAAACAAAAAAGACACUGCAGAGUUUCUUCAUCUUGAACAUUAUGGUGCAGUAAAUAAUGACUCCGAUCGCUGCCAAUCCAACCUCUGUGGGUUUUAACUGAAACUGUUGACCACCCUUUCUACCGUGUGUUUUCAUACUGGGAUGUGUGAUGUGACGUAACACUGUUUUGAGUCUGAUGAUCUCACUGUAUCACCACGCAAUUUGUACUGAUACUGCAAACGUUUGUGAUUGUCCCAAAGAAACAGAAUGGUUGUCAAAGAAAGAAGUGGAAUGUGUAACAUUUGAUACAAGAAACUGGAAAAUAAAAUAGAAAAUUAAACAUGAAA